Messenger RNA from Trifolium pratense (red clover), 1571 nucleotides. Its product is annotated as peroxidase 72. Gene Ontology annotation, molecular function: peroxidase activity; heme binding. The record is from RefSeq and is a predicted model, not a curated record. Gene Ontology annotation, biological process: hydrogen peroxide catabolic process; response to oxidative stress. NCBI's taxonomy places the organism in Eukaryota, Viridiplantae, Streptophyta, Magnoliopsida, Fabales, Fabaceae. The transcript has 4 exons. Bases 315 to 1310 code for a protein of 331 amino acids.
GACUUAGACCCUUAAGCUACUACCUUACAACAAUAUAGGUGAUUUUACAUGACAUAGUAAUAGCUUAACAACUCUUAUCUUCAUCUUUUAUAUGUAUUUGAAAAUUAUUUAGGUACCAACUCCAACUUUUUUCCAUCACAUUGACACUUUUUCCUUUUGGUUUUCUGUCAUGCAAUACUUUUUUGCUACAUUGAUUAUUAUCUAUAAAUACUAUCAUUUCCAUCAUGGUCUUCAUCCAAUCCAUUUGAAAACGUCUCUUUAACUAAUCUUUCUUAAGAACUUUUGUUCUGUGAAGUUAUCUUGAAAGAGAAAUAAUGGUCAAUUUUAUAAACUUUUUUCUGCUUUUUUCUUUACUAGUCUUUGUUCCUUUCUGUCACUGUGAAAAUAAAGUAGGAGAUUACCUAUACCCUCAAUUUUACGAUAAGUCGUGUCCCAAUGUUGAAGAGAUUGUCAAGUCCGUUGUUGCGAAGGCUGUCGCUAAAGAGCCUCGCAUGGCUGCUUCCUUGCUGAGACUACAUUUCCAUGACUGUUUUGUUAAGGGUUGUGACGCAUCGAUUUUGUUAGACAGCAGCGGAACUAUCAUCAGCGAAAAGAGGUCAAAUCCGAACCGUAAUUCAGCUAGAGGAUUUGAAGUCAUUGAAGAAAUUAAAUCUGCAAUAGAGAAAGAGUGUCCUAAUACAGUCUCUUGUGCUGAUAUUUUGACACUAGCUGCUAGAGAUUCAACUGUCCUUACUGGUGGACCAGGCUGGGAUGUACCUUUGGGAAGAAGGGAUUCCCUUGGUGCAAGCAUCAGUGGCUCAAAUAACAACAUUCCUGCUCCUAACAAUACAUUCCAAACCAUCUUAACUAAAUUCAAGCUUAAGGGACUUAACAUUGUCGAUCUAGUUGCUCUAUCCGGUAGCCACACCAUAGGAGAUUCUCGGUGCACUAGCUUUCGGCAAAGACUCUACAACCAAACUGGAAAUGGCAAGUCAGAUUUCACUCUUGACCAAAACUAUGCAGCUCAAUUGCGCACUCGGUGUCCAAGAUCUGGAGGGGACCAAAAUCUGUUUGUCCUAGACUUUGUCACUCCAGUGAAAUUCGACAACAACUACUACAAGAAUUUAUUGGCCAACAAGGGUCUGUUAAGUUCUGAUGAAAUUCUGUUGACAAAGAAUCAAGUAUCUGCAGCUUUAGUGAAAACUUAUGCCGAAAGAAAUGAUCUUUUCUUUGAACAAUUUGCUACGUCCAUGGUUAAGAUGGGAAACAUUACUCCAUUAACAGGAUCAAGGGGUGAAAUCAGAAAACGCUGCAGAAAGAUUAACUCUUGAUGAAGUACUAUCAUUGUCAUGUUGCACAUGUGAAGAAAAUUGAAUCUGCAUUUUGUUGAUCUUUUAUUUGUUUAGCCAUUGGCAUAGUAGCUAUGUCCUGAGUAUAAAUUUGGACUUUUGGUAACAUUGUUUUGUGUGUUUGAAGGAAUUCUAUGUAAUAAGAUGUUUUAAAAAUAGGUUAAUAAAGUGUGAAGUUGUUGGAAUUAAGGGUCUUGAAGUUUAAAUGAAAUUUGUUUCCUAAAGUGAUAUUGGAAAACUUAA